AUGCAAAAUACAACGUUCUCCGGUAAAGCAUGUCAAAAUUGGGCUUCUAAAUCACCACAUUUUCAACAUGCACAUGAUUUCUACUUUCCUGGUGAGAGUCUAGCUGGUGUUGAAAACUACUGUCGAGAUCCGUGGGACAGCGGUUAUCUAUGGUGCUACACAAUGGAUCGUGAAAGUCGAAUGGAACCGUGUGUGCUCAAAGAUACAAAGGAAGAUGGUCUGGGAACUGUUUAUCAAAGAUACAAAGGAAUAUUGAAUCACACAUAUACUGGAAAGCCUUGUCAACUUUGGAACAAGUAUUUUACUGCACAUAAACAUAAUCGUUACUUAGAUGGGUACAUGAAAGGCAACGAUUGUCGUGAUCCUCUUGAUCAGGGAUUCUUAUGGUGCUACAUUUCUGGUGGAGGAUGGGAACCAUGCGAUGCUGAUGGAACUUCUUACGACCUUAAAGAUAGUUUAGAGUAUAGAGAAAGCAUGGUAUUGUCUUUAUGUAAUAAUGGCAAAAACAUUUCAAUAUUAAGAAAAUGCGAUGGUAGGUUUGACUGUUCGGAUUAUUCGGACGAAACGAGCUGCUGGAAAGACAUUGAUCGAAAUAGGUCCUGUUUGCCUGACCAGUACCAGUGUGAUGGUGGUGACUGCAUACAUAUUAGUCAGAUGUGUAAUUUUGUUCCGGAUUGUAUUGACCAAUCAGAUGAAAACUGUGGUUCAUGUAACACAGAGAAAGCGUUCCAUUGUGAUGUUGUAAGAUGUAUACCACUACGCUUACGUUGUGACAAGUACAUGGAUUGCGAAGAUGGAACCGAUGAGGAAAUGUGUAGUGAAAAACUGUUCAUGUCAUGUGAUCAGUGGUGGGAGGCAGGUUACAGAAAUACAGGGUCAUAUUUUGUUGCUGGAAUGGAGGUUAUCUGCGAUUUUGAUUUAGUUGUUAAAUCUGGUAAGAUGUACACAAUAGUUCAAAAUAGAGACAUCAUAAUGGAUUUUGAAUGCUGUGAUGACAUACUGCUGUAUUUACUCAGCAAUAUUGACGUAGGAAGAGAUGACUACAUAGUGUCAGCACUAGUGAAGAGACCUGAAUACUUUUGCAAACAAGAGAUUACGCAGACGUGUCUCUCGUCACAUGCUGCAGCUGCGAAAUUCGAUGAUCCCAAUUACAUUCAUAAUUACAAAUAUUGUGACUGUGUAGUAUUUGAAAUUCAUAUCAACCGUAACAUCCAAUUGGAAAAGCCGUGUGUUGGUCAUAACUUCAAAGAGUCAGAGGGAACAAGAUUGGUGUCACCUUCGAACCAAUCAAAACUUACUUUUUCAUAUGAGGAAACAUUUAUAUACAGAUAUAUGAGUUUUCUGGAUUCACAGAUCAAAUACCAACAGUACUUUCCAGGACCCAUCGUAUGUGAGCACGGAGAAUUCGAGUGCCCAAAAGACACAGUAAAGUGUUCAGGUAGCUACUGUUUACCAUUAAAGUUCCUUUGUGAUGGGAUAGCGCAAUGCCCCGGUGGCCAGGAUGAGGAAAACUGUGGUUGCACUGAGGAAGACUACGAGAUACUCAUCCUUUACGAUGCUGAUUACUUUGAAGACCGUUUCAAUAUCAAUAAGUUUGCUGACCAGUUCUAUAAAGAUACAGCAACCAUCCGAAUUCUUAGCUAUACAACCACCACAAAAAGAGUCCUAUGCCCAAAUGCUUACAAAUGUGCUUGGAGUAAGAAUUGCAUCCCGCUUUACCAAAGUUUACCUAACACAUUAACACUUGAUCUAAGUUACAAUGACAUACGUAUUCUGUCAGCAAAUGUUUUCGCUGACCUCAUCCAUCUCAGAAUUUUAAACCUAAAGGGAAAUUACAAACUUAACAAUAUUGAAGCAGGUGCAUUUAAUGGAAUAGGCCUAAUUCGGGAACUACAACUCGCGGAUGCCAAGCUAAAAACGGUUGCGGCCUAUUCCUUUGCUGGGCUUAAACUUGAUGUGAUAGAUUUGUCUAAUAACUCAAUCGAAGAAAUUGAAGCGUUUGCUUUUAGCGAUAUGUCCGUUGACACGAUAUAUUUUAACGGAAAUGAAAUACUGAACUUUAACAAGGACAUAUUUACUGGUGUUGCUUCAUUAAGGAGAUUAAAAACUCCCGCCUUUAAAUUUUGUUGUAUUCGGCCAAACUAUCUCAAUGAAGACCAGUGUUUCCCGUCAAAAGACGAAUUUUCUUCAUGUGAAGAUCUGAUGAGACUUUCGGCACUGCAGACCAUGCUCUGGUUAAUUGGAAUGGCAGCUCUCAUUGGCAACGCUCUCUCAAUAAUGUACAGACUUGUGUAUGACAGAAAGAGACUCAAGAUAGGAUAUGGAAUAUUUGUAACAAAUCUUGCUGUUGCAGACUUCUUUAUGGGAGUAUACCUCAUCAUUAUUGCAGUAGCUGAUGCCGCAUUUAGAAAACAGUAA
This is a messenger RNA of Mercenaria mercenaria, 2418 nucleotides long. Its product is annotated as G-protein coupled receptor GRL101-like. The transcript is spliced from 12 exons. Bases 1 to 2418 code for a protein of 805 amino acids. Gene Ontology annotation, molecular function: protein binding. The record is from RefSeq and is a predicted model, not a curated record. Lineage: Eukaryota; Metazoa; Mollusca; Bivalvia; Venerida; Veneridae.